Molecule: messenger RNA, 471 nt
Organism: Paraglomus brasilianum
Lineage: Eukaryota; Fungi; Glomeromycota; Glomeromycetes; Paraglomerales; Paraglomeraceae
Source: the annotation of a GenBank genome assembly
AUGAUAGAAACUCUUCGGAAUGAAGUAGCAAAGGAUGCCCUGGAUAUUCUCCAAGCUCACUUUGUAGGUUUCUGGAUUAUGUCACUAUCUAUGAUAAUGAGGAACAGCAUCAAAGCAUUACAUUCUGGAGCAGAGACUUGGCUCAUUUAUUUUAUGCAUGGUGAUGAUGUUGUUGAAAACCUGUACUGGCCUGAAAAGUUGGAGAAUGGCUUUGGCAGCGCUUCUGCAAAGCAUUUGCAUGUUAGCAUGAUGGAUAUUGAUCAGGAGCACGAUAGGACUGCAAAAAGAAUGUGCAAGAUUAAGGCUCCUUCUAAGAUGGCAAAGCUCACAGAAUUUCCAUCCCUGCAAGAAAGCAUUCAACUGCAUUGUGACAGGCCCAAUGAGAAUUACCUUGCCAAACCUGUUGUUCUCUACAAUCCCAUAUUUAAUCAGUUUCUUGUUGAAUGUGUGAAUGCCAGUGUGACUGAUUAG